Molecule: messenger RNA, 2784 nt
Organism: Dissoconium aciculare CBS 342.82
Lineage: Eukaryota; Fungi; Ascomycota; Dothideomycetes; Mycosphaerellales; Dissoconiaceae
Exons: 3
Coding region: 1-2784 (927 amino acids)
Molecular function (GO): protein binding
Source: RefSeq, a predicted model, not a curated record
AUGCGACUUCUCAAUGUAAAUACUCUCACUUUUACCGAAUUCCUAGAAGACAAAACACGGCCAAGGUACGCGAUCGUAUCGCACCGAUGGGGGAAUGAGGAGGUUACCUUUGAAGAUGUGCAAGAAGGGCGCAAGAAGAGCAGUGCUGGAUACCAGAAAGUCGAAGCGUUCGUACAAUAUGUGCGAGAUAACAUAAAACCGGUGUGUUGGCUGUGGAUCGAUACUUGUUGCAUCAACAAGAAGGACGCAGUAGAGUUGUCGUAUGCGAUCAACUCGAUGUUUAGGUGGUACCGCAAUGCAGAACUUUGCAUUGCGCAACUUGCUAGCAUCGCAACUGGAACACUACCGAGCGAUAUCGGGCAGGACGAGUGGUUUCGCCGAGGCUGGACACUACAAGAGCUGCUAGCACCGCGCUUGGUCGUCUUUUUGACGAAGGACUGGCGCGUCAUCGGCAGCAAAGGCUCCUCACUCUACCAUUACGAAGAUACUUUUGUUGGACCCGAUCUUGGAGCAGAAAUCUCGAGCAUCACAAGAAUACCUAAGCGCAUAUUAGACGACUGGGAAGCAAGCAUCGAUGUGCGGGCUCGGGACAAGAUGCUAUGGAUGGAGGGCAGAACUACUUCCCGGGAGGAAGACAUAGUCUAUGCUUUAUUCGGCAUCGUCGGAGUGACUUUGAGCAUCAUCUAUGGAGAAAGAGAGAGCAAUGCCAAGCAGCGACUUCUUGCUGAAUUGCACCGACGCAACGAGAUCGACAGUCAACACAAAGAGCGAUUUCAGAAAAUUACUCAAUGGCUGAGGCCUGCUGAUCCAUGGACGAAUCAUAAGUCUGCACGGGAAUUGCACGAGGAGCGGACUGGAGAAUGGCUGCUACAAACGAAGGAGUAUCAAGCGUGGAAAUCUGGAGAAGACCAAUGUUUGUGGCUGUAUGGCGGCGCUGGCUGUGGGAAGACUGUGCUGUGUUCUACUGCGAUCGAGGAUAUGAAGGCGUAUUGUGACGGAAAGGGCAAUGUUGGCCACGCUAUCUUCUACUUUUCGUUCUCAGACGAGCGUAAACAAUCGUACGACGAUCUUCUGACUUCUCUUGUCGCCCAGCUUGGACACCGGGAGCCGGCCUUCUCGAUUCUCCAGCAAAUGUAUGACAAAAUCGACCGCAAACCACCCGGGCAAGGGGAGCUCGAAAAGAUUCUGCAUACAGCGCUAGCAUCGUACGAACGGUUUUUCUGCCAUCUGGAUGCAUUGGACGAAUGCCCCGAAGAAAACGAAGCUCGACAGCGCAUGCUAGAAAACAUAGAGAGGCUGCUACGACAAGCACCGAACAUGCAUUUGAUUGCAACCAGCAGAGACGAGCUUGGAAUUCGCGAUGCUAUGGAGCAGCUCGGCGUCAAGUCUAUUUGUUUGACUGGCAAGAAAAUAGACUCUGACAUUCAGCGAUAUGUGUCAAAGCAACUGGCUCGCAUACCGAAGCUUUCGCGGCUUGAUGCUGCUACUAAGGAAUUGGUUGAAACGACUUUGACAGAGAAAGCAGAUGGGAUGUUCCGGUGGGUCUUCUGCCAACUCCAAGAAUUAUCAAAGUCGAAGCGCACUACGCCCAUGGUGGUGAAAGCUGCGCUGCUCGCCCUCCCUGCGACCUUGGACGAGACAUAUGAGCGGAUGCUGCAGAACAUUGCUGCUGAAGACCAAGCAUAUGCACUGACACUUCUUCGAUGGCUUACAUACUCGCAGACCCCCUUAAGACUAGAUGAAGUAGCCGAAAUCAGCACUAUCGUUCCGGGCGAGGAUCCUGCUGCCGACGAUAUUGUGGACAUUGACAAUCGAGGCGGAUUGGAAGAUGUUUUGGACAUACUCGCCGGACUCGUUGUCAUGGUUGAAGCUGAAGCUUGGACUGAAAAUGCGGCUACUGAGAAUUCGUCGCUUGGCGAUAUCAGCAAAGGAAACAACGAAGUUAAUGGCUUUUCCAGGCGACUGAUCGAGAAAGACACAAAAAUCAGAUUGGCACACUUCUCUGUAAAGGAAUACCUCGAAUCAACGCGGAUAAAAGGAAGCGUCGCUCAAAGCUUUCGACUAGUCCCAACCCGAGAACAUCGAUGGAUCACACAAAGCUGCCUCGUGUAUCUGAUGCACUACAGCACCUCUGAGCAAAAGGCUUCUUCUAAGCAAGAUCUUAUCGUGUUUCCUCUUUUGAAUUAUGCUGCUGCAAUGUGGUAUCGCCAUGCCUUGCUUCAAGAGGCCGAACACUAUCGCUGCGAGAUACAGCUGCUUGAGUCUAAGACUCAUCGAGCCGACUGGCUCAAGAUACACAAGCCCGAUAAGUCUUGGAAGAGACCGUUCGACAGCGAUCAUUACGAUGAUGAGGCGAGCUCAUUGUACUAUGCAAGCUUCAUUGGGCGAGUUGGUGUCGUGCAGCUGCUGCUGGAGGCCAAGGCCGACGUCAACGCGCAGGGCGGACGCUUCGGCAACGCGCUCCAGGCCGCAUCUUUCGAGGGCCACGAGACGGUGGUGCAGCUGCUGCUGGAGGCCAAGGCCGACGUCAACGCGCAGGGCGGAGCCUUGGGCAACGCGCUCCAGGCCGCAUCUUUCGAGGGCCACGAGACGGUGGUGCAGCUGCUGCUGGAGGCCAAGGCCGACCUGCUGCUGGAGGCCAAGGCCGACGUCAACGCGCAGGGCGGAGCCUUCGGCAACGCGCUCCAGGCCGCAUCUUCCGAGGGCCACGAGACGGUGGUGCAGCUGCUGCUGUUCGCAGGUGCAAUCAAUAAGACAGGAGAAGAUGAAUACACAGAGGAUUAA